Protopolystoma xenopodis is the source of this 450-nucleotide messenger RNA. Lineage: Eukaryota; Metazoa; Platyhelminthes; Monogenea; Polystomatidea; Polystomatidae. The record is from the annotation of a GenBank genome assembly.
AUGACGGACGAAAGGUUAGCACCUUUUCACUUGAAUCGAAGGAGAUCGCCUCGGAAACAGCGUCAGAAUGAAUCUUCCAGUAAAGACAAUCGACAGUUGGUUAAGAGGAAUCCGCCGUCGUCUUCUGGUGGAACCGAUCUUCGAAUCUCUUCACCCAAUACUUUCACUCGAAAUGGAAUUCGACCCAGUCCCGGUCUCAUUAGCAUCCCCAGCGGGAUUCGAUGUCGACUCGUGAGUAUCGUGGUGAUGUUGCCACUCGACUACACAGCCAUGAUUAAAUUUUUUGAAGAAAUUCGCAGCUCACUCCCAACACAAAACAACGGCGGAUUCCCCUCGAUCAUCAUGUUCUUCACCAGAGCCGAAGGAGGGUGUUUCGAGGACUUCGGCAACCUGAGCGUCCCGGUAAAGUCAAACGAUAGCAGAUCAACCCAUGAAUAUCAACAGAAUUGA